AUGGACGUUAAUAAAGUGUUCUUGUGCUUUGUGGUAGUUUUGUUUUCUGUACCAAAAGUGCGCGGUAUCAACCAAAAUGCCACAAAUUCUUCGCUCACCGGGUACGACUACAAAAUCAUAACGGCGAAGCUGGAAUACAUUCAGGGCAAGCUGAUCGAGAUGGAAUCUGCCAUGAACAUAGAUCGAGAGGCUAUCGAAAAAAAGCUGUCUGGAGCCAUCAGUCAGCUAAGCCAAACGAUUGGCCACAAUUUGACCGCGCUGCAGACACAGUCGAAUAAAAUUCUGUAUGAGCAGGCAGCUAAAGCCAAUCAAAAACGCAUGCGAAAGGCGAUCCAAACGCUAGCAUCGAACAAAGAUGUAGCUCGAUUUCUAAUCAGUUCAGCUCUGUACGCUCGAACGAUCACAUUUCCAUCGUGCAAAGAAGAGCCAUCGAAGUUAACGGGCAAGUAUAUAAUACAACCUGCUGAAAACGAUGAACCAUUCCUGGGUUACUGUGAGCAGACUGCUUUCGGUGGUGGUUGGCUUGUGUUCCAGCAUCGCUACGACGGAUCGGUGGACUUUUAUCGUAACUGGACUGAGUACCGUAACGGGUUCGGAAGCAUGGAUGGGGAGUUCUGGCUCGGCUUGGAGAAGUUGCAUCAGAUUACUUCAGAACGAGAGCAUGAGAUGUUGGUGGAGCUAAAAGAUUUCGAAGGAAACUACAAGUACGCACGGUAUAGUGAGUUUGAGAUCGGCAGUGAGGCGGAGCAAUAUUCGUUAAAGAAGCUGGGAUCGUAUACAGGAACGGCAGGAGACUCAUUGAUCCACCAUAAGGGUAUGAAAUUUUCUACUAAAGAUCGGGACAAUGAUAACAGUUCAACGACACACCUUGCUUUGUAUUGCCAGGGAGCGUGGUGGUACGAUAACAUUUGCAUUGCUAAUGUUAAUGGACUUUAUAAGAAUGGUGAAGAUAUUCAAGCUGUGGUAUGGUACACCUAUAAAUCAAGCUUUAUGGGUAUGGCAUACACAAGAAUGUUGAUUCGUGAAAUUUAAUGAACAAUUGUAAAAUAUUUUAAUAAACCAAUAUUUUUACACAUCA
Molecule: messenger RNA, 1078 nt
Organism: Anopheles gambiae (African malaria mosquito)
Lineage: Eukaryota; Metazoa; Arthropoda; Insecta; Diptera; Culicidae
Product: fibrinogen-like protein A
Exons: 1
Coding region: 1-1032 (343 amino acids)
Source: RefSeq, a predicted model, not a curated record